CGCAAUUUGCUUGGCGAAGGAGAUGAUCUGAAGGAGCAAAGUCACUGUCAACCCAGUGGAGAUCGAGAAUAACAUCAGGUCCGCCAUGAGCGAAGAAGGUCCCAAGCUCUACACCAACAAACCCAAGAAAGUUAACGCCACCCACUGUCGUUUUCCGCAUCGACAGCGCAGCUGAAACCGAGCGGGAAGGAGUCCACUUCGCCGCCGUCAGCGGCCGCAGCGUCGUACACGAUGGGGUCGCAGCCGCCGCCCCCGCCCCCUCCCAAGGAGUCCUUUGCCCGCCGUUACAAGUUCCUCUGGCCUCUGCUCUUGACUGUCAAUGCCGCCGUUGGAGUUUACCUGUUCAUGAGGACCAACAAGAAGGACAAUACCACAGAGGAAGAAGAUUCCAAAGCUAUAUCCUCAACUGCAGUGUCUACGAUUACUCCUGCUACUGAGAAACCUGUACCUGUGCCAAUCAUCACAGAACCUGUGAAACCACGAGAGCCAAUUCCAGAGGAUAAACAACGUGAACUCUUCAAGUGGAUACUGGAGGAGAAGAGGAAGAUCAAACCAAGAGAUCCUGAAGAAAGGAAGCGCCUUGAUGAGGAGAAAGCCACUCUCAAACAGUUCAUUCGUGCAAAGUCUCUGCCGUCCAUUUGAUGGAUUGCCUUGCUACUCGUCGUGCCGUAGGGCUAGUCGGACUAAGCAACCCUUUCUUUCAGAUUUGGAACUUUUGUUGCUCAAUCUGAAUGAAUUUCGUGAUUGAAGAACUCAUUCUCGGGGAGAUUGAAUCAUCAUCCUCUGGACGGUAUUUUCCCUGAAAUUCGGUCGGUUCAUUUGCUUGUACAUGUCUUCUUUUGAAAAAUAUUGAUGGUAAAAAGCUUCUCA
Rhodamnia argentea is the source of this 870-nucleotide messenger RNA. RefSeq lists its product as uncharacterized. The transcript has 3 exons. The coding region runs from base 232 to 642 and encodes 136 amino acids. The record is from RefSeq and is a predicted model, not a curated record. Lineage: Eukaryota; Viridiplantae; Streptophyta; Magnoliopsida; Myrtales; Myrtaceae.